Messenger RNA from Linum trigynum, 1263 nucleotides. Lineage: Eukaryota; Viridiplantae; Streptophyta; Magnoliopsida; Malpighiales; Linaceae. The record is from the annotation of a GenBank genome assembly.
AACAAUACCAAAUCUUCCUAUACUCCAAACGCAAACUAAGUGAAACGUUAGGUUUUCUCUACUUUGCUUUUAUAGCUGCUAGCUUCCGUUUUGUGCCUACUUAAAUGCCCAAACCACACUUCCAAAACGAAAUUAAAUACACUAAUGAAACCCUAAUUACGACUGUUAGAAGAGAAGAAAGAAACCCCAACCUGUCCUCACAACCCUCCAUCACUAUAUAUCCAAACAGAUCGUAUUAAUUGACAUUAUAAUCUCUCGAUCGUACCGUAAUAACAAUUAACAAGUUAAGCAUGGCGAUAUCUGGAAGAGAAUUAGCGACCAGAAAGCUGAUCAGGAUGGUGGCUAUUGUUAGUACCGUUCUCUGUGCAGCUGCAAUCGUGCCACCUGUGGCCGCCGGCGAGUUAACGUGCAAAGAAAAAGCCAAGCUUUACUUGCUCGGCGAGAAUGGCUUCGAUUAUAGAUGUUGUGAAGGAAUUGAUGCAGACUGGGACAGGGCCAUUGUGAAAGAGAUAAUCGCUCGCCGGAAGGACGAUGACGACUGGAAGUGGCAGAUCGGGGCUCGCAAUGCUUGGAUAUGCAAACUUUGUGGCUACUACUGUUCUGCAGAUUUUCCUUGAGUUUUUCUUACACUUGUUGUUUUAGUUUAUGAAUGAAUACUUGCUUGCAUUGUUUAAUAAUGGGAUUUAUGAACGAAUAUUAACAUAUUUAUUUAUAUAUGUCCUCAGUUCCUAACUCAUAUUUUCCUUAGGGUUUUACCAACAAUGUUCCUCCAUAUGUAGUUAUUCAUGUAUUUUCCAUUCCAAGUGACACCAAGAAAAAAAAUUUUGAGAUUACAUGCAUCAGUAAUACCGAUCUCUCAUUUGUCAAUAUCAAUUCGUCAUCAGAGUGAUUUUUAUCGACGAUAGUUCUUCGAAGACGCAACCUGUUGUUAGAAAGGGGGGGAAAACUACGUUAUUGGAGACGACUGGUUAUCUUGAAAGAUAGUUCUUAAAAAGAUUUGUUGGUCUAAAAAAUACUCAUUGUAGACGACUUACUGUCGUGAAAAAUAGUUCUUAAGACUAAGAGACGGCCUUGUUGUCGCGGAAAAACAUUGCAUAAGAGGAAGACAUGUUGUCUUGAAUUCAUAAAAGUAGAAAAAUAAACUGAUUCAAAUAUUUGAAUCUUUGGGGACAAUUAUGUGUCUUUGGUAUUGGGACAUAGCAUAUUGGCCCAAUCCAUAACGACGACCUUUGUCGUAUUUGAAAAUGAAAACCACCAUUUAAC